Molecule: messenger RNA, 3350 nt
Organism: Centruroides sculpturatus (bark scorpion)
Lineage: Eukaryota; Metazoa; Arthropoda; Arachnida; Scorpiones; Buthidae
Product: paramyosin-like
Exons: 16
Coding region: 193-2820 (875 amino acids)
Biological process (GO): peptidyl-threonine phosphorylation; actomyosin structure organization
Cellular component (GO): cytoskeleton; cytoplasm; myosin complex
Molecular function (GO): protein serine/threonine kinase activity
Source: RefSeq, a predicted model, not a curated record
ACUGACGGGCUAAGGUGAGAAUUUAAGGCAUGAGACCCGUGGCUCAAGUCGUAGUCUGCUUCGUGCCUGCAGCUUAGCAGCCUCCACCAGUUGAUCGCCAUCUCGGACGCACGUGCCCGAUCAAGCAGAGGUUGAUCUCGUGUUCACUCGUGGGAAUACCGAGAUUACACGUCUGACCGCCCCGGUUCAACAAUGACCACUACAAAGAGUGCCAAGUACUUCUAUAGAUCCACCGGUGGGGGUGGUGGAGGAGACAUUUCUAUCGAAUAUGGCACCGAUCUGGGUGCACUCACCCGGCUGGAGGAUAAAAUCCGGCUGCUUCAGGACGAUCUAGAAACGGAGCGAGAGAUGAGGCAGAGGAUCGAACGAGAAAAAUCCGACCUUCUGAUCCAAUUGAUGCAGGUGACGGAGCGGUUGGAGGAAGCGGAAGGAAGCAGCGAGAGUCAGGCGGAGUUGAAUAAAAAAAGAGACGUGGAGUUAGCCAAAUUGAGAAAAUUGUUAGAAGACGUCCACCUGGAGAGUGAAGAAACGGCCCAUCAUUUAAGAAAAAAACACCAAGAGAGCAUCGUCGACUUCCAGGAGCAAGUGGAGCAAUUAAACAAGCACAAGACAAAGUUAGAUAGAGAGAAGCAGAAAUUGCAAGCCGAAGUUUACGAGCUGUUGGCUCAAGUCGAAAAUGCCAAUAAAGAAAAGAUGGCAGCGCAUAAGGUGGUGGAGAAAUUGGAAAUUACCGUUCACGAACUCAACAUCAGAAUCGAAGAACUCAACCGAUCCGUCACCGAAGUCACAGCCCAAAAAUCCCGCCUUCAUUCCGAAAACGUGGAACUGAUCAAAGAAGUCCAAGAGUACAAAUCAUCCCUCGACAACGUAAACUAUCUGAAGACCCAGCUAGCCACUCAACUAGAAGAAACUCGACGAAGGUUAGAAGACGAGGAAAGGAAACGUUCUAGCUUGGAGCAACACGUCCACACCUUGGAAGUCGAAGUAGAAUCCUUGAAAGUCCAACUUGAUGAGGAAUCCGAGAUACGAAUGGAUCUGGAGAGGCAAUUGAGUAAAGCCAACGGUGAUGCCGCUGCCUGGAAAUCCAAGUACGAAGCAGAGUGCCAAGCUCACAACGACGAAUGCGAAGAACUGAGACGCAAACUUGCCCAGAAAGUGGCGGAAUACGAAGAACAGCUUCAAGCUUUACUGAACAAAUGCAGCUCGUUGGAGAAGCAAAAAUCCAGAUUGCAGAGCGAAGUCGAAGUCCUGAUCAUGGAUUUAGAAAAGGCCACCACACACGCUCAGAAUAUGGAAAAACGAUGCGCACAAUUGGAAAAGAUGAACUUAGACUUGAAGAACAAAGUGGACGAGUUAGUGGCUUUGCUGGAACAAGCGCAGAGAGAAACCAGAGCCAAGAUCGCGGAACUUCAGAAAUUGCAACACGACUACGAGAAACUAAGGGACAACAGGGAUGCAUUGGCUCGGGAGAACAAAAAGUUGCAAGACGACCUCAACGACGCCAAGGGUCAGCUCAGUGACGCUCAGAGGAGGAUCCACGAGAUGGACAUCGAGAUCAAGAGAUUAGAAAACGAGAGAGAGGAACUGAUGGCGGCUUAUAGAGAGGCGGAAGCCAUGAGGAAGCAGGAAGAAGCCAAGGCUCAACGUCUGGCAGCCGAAUUGGCUCAAGUUCGUCACGAGUACGAGAAGAGACUGGCUGCCAAGGAGGAGGAGUUGGAAUCUCUACGCAAACAGAUGCAAAUAGAAAUCGAACAUCUGAGCCAGAGAUUGGCCGAAGCGGAAGCCAAAUUGAAGACAGAAAUUGCAAGAAUCAAGAAGAAGUUUCAAGUUCAAAUCACGGAAUUGGAAAUGUCUCUGGAUGCUGCAAACAAACAGAAUUUGGAUCUUCAGAAGACCAUCAAGAAACAAGCUCUUCACAUUACCGAAUUGCAAGCCCACUACGACGAAGUACAUCGCCAGUUACAGCAGACCCUCGAUCAAUUAGGGGUAUCUCAACGUCGUUGCCAAGGUCUUCAGGCUGAACUGGACGAAAUGCGCACCAGUUUGGAACAGGCUAACAGAGCCAAGAGAGCGGCCGAGAUCCAGUGCGAAGAAGCCACUUCCAGAAUAAACGAGUUGAACACCAUCAACAUGAACUUGUUGGCAGCUAAAUCCAAGUUGGAGGGCGACUUCUCUACCUUACAGGCCGAUUUCGAAGAAAUUCAGAAGGAACUAAGGGCAGCCGACGAGAGAGCCACAAGAGCAAUUUCGGAGUUGAAGAUCACUAAGGAUGCUCUAGUCGAAGAGACGGAACGUUUAGUCAAGAUCGAAUCCAUCAAGAAAUCACUAGAAAUUGAGGUGCACAAUUUGCAAGUUCGCAUCGAAGAAGUAGAAGCCAACGCGUUGGCCGGUGGCAAGAGAGUCAUCGCCAAAUUAGAGUCCAGAAUUCGAGACAUAGAAAUCGAAUUCGAAGAAGAGAAACGUCGACAUGCCGAAACGCAGAAGAUCCUGAGAAAGAAAGAAUUGAGGAUGAGAGAAUUAAUCUUGCAAACCGAAGAAGAUCACAAACUAAUCAACAUGUUGAACGAUUCGGUCGAUAAAUUGUCGGAGAAGGUCAAGUUGUACAAACGACAAUUGGGCGAACAGGAAGGACUUAGUCAACAGAAUUUGACCCGGGUGAGAAGAUACCAACGCGAAUUAGAAGCCGCCGAAGAGAGGGCCGAUGCGGCAGAAAGCAACCUGAAUAUGAUCAGAGCCAAGCAUAGAACCUGGGUGACCACUAGCCAAAUCCCAGGAGGCGUCAGGCAGGUGUUUGUCACAGAAGAACAACAACAGUUUUAAAUUCGAAAAGACAAAGUCAACGAGUGGAGGAGGAGGAGGAGGAAGAGGUGUAGGAGGAGAAGUAAACGAGAUGCUUGACAUCCGAAGAAAUUUUCCAUAAAUUGGAACAAAGUUUACGUUCUAUUUAAACUGCGCAGUUUAUUAUAGAGCCAAAUUGUCGUGACGUCUGGUGAUUCUAUAUAAUAUUUGUGGCUCCUUGGUCUUUUACGAAAACCUGCAGGUUUUAUCCACUGUAAUUUUUUUUUUUUUUGCUAACAAUUUAGAAAAGCAGCUUGUAUGUGAUUUUAAUGUAACAGAGGAAAAUGUAAAACAUGGUCCUGCUUACAAAUACGUCUUGGUUUUUAUCUUUUCUGGCUUGACUGGCAUAGACAAGUGACUCGCUGGGUCCAGAACGAGGAAAUCUCCAUAAGAUUAUCUUCGUUAACUUAAAGACAAACGAACAGUUUUAUUUAAUACCCGACUCGUUCUUGUAUCGGGAAGCAAAACUGUACUUUAAUCAUGUAAAAUAAAUAAUGCAAAAUGCAAAUUAA